Molecule: messenger RNA, 1899 nt
Organism: Lagopus muta (rock ptarmigan)
Lineage: Eukaryota; Metazoa; Chordata; Aves; Galliformes; Phasianidae
Gene: TNFRSF25
Product: TNF receptor superfamily member 25
Exons: 6
Coding region: 191-1528 (445 amino acids)
Biological process (GO): signal transduction
Cellular component (GO): plasma membrane
Molecular function (GO): protein binding
Source: RefSeq, a predicted model, not a curated record
AGCAUUUCCUCCUGCUGUGGUCACAUAUAAAAGCCUGCUUGGGGAAGGCUGGUGCUCAUUCAUCACACGUCGUGCAGCAGCAAUGGGGUGUGGGGGAACCCUAUACUGAAUCUCCCCAGCACCGGGAACCCCAUGCUCAGUUGUGCCCACCAUUGCCACACGGCAUGACCCAGCUGUGCCGGCUGCAAGGAUGAAGCACCGCUGCCCAGGGGUGGCCUUGGUGUUCCUGGCAGUGCUGUGGCUGCUGGCCAGCGGGUCACAGCCCCCGGGCUGCAAGGACUGUUCCAUGCUACGCAGCCAGCAGGGCCUGGUGCUCCCAUCCAACCGCACUCGGAGGUCCACCAUAAAGUCCUCCUGCCCCUCCGGGAUGAGCUGGAUCCGUUCAGUUGGUCGGUGCUGUACCCAGUGUCCCCCAGGGACAUUCCUGCAAACCCCCUGCACGAGCCAUGGAAACGACAACGUCUGUGUAGCCUGUCCCGCCGGCACCUUUCUCUCCCACCCCAACACCCGCCCCAAGUGCGAUGCUUGCUACACGUGUGACCAUCAAAUGACUUCUCCUGCAAGAAGUGCAAGACCUGCCCUGGGAAGCUGCUUCUACAGCCCUGUGAGUGUUUCCACCCAGCCCAUGGGAUGCCACCUGCAGGGCCUCCACUGGCCUGACAUGCACCCUCUCCCCAGGCUCAGACAGGCAAGACGCACAGUGUGGGAGCUGCAAGCCCGACUUCUAUGCCGAGGGCAGCGAGUGCCGCCCGUGCCGCAUGUAAGCAGCUCCCGGGGGGGGUGUGCUGGCAACAGGCACAGUGCCCACCAUCCCUCUCCUUGCAGGAGCACCCCAGAGACAUGCGGCGAGGAGUGCCAGCGGGUGUGCGGCCACCGUGCCCCAGGCUCGGGGCUGGAGUACAUCCUGCUGGGUCUGACCGGGCCCCUCUUCCUGGGUGCCCUUGCCAUCUAUCACAAGCGGAAGCGGCUCCAGAUGGAGACCCCAGCAAUCAGCCCUCUACCUACUGCCACACCCUGGGACUGCUCUGGCCCCACAGCCUGUAUGCACCCCGUCACCCAGAGGGCUGCAGCAACAGAAGUGAUGCAGUGCCAGGUGUGGGAGCCUGGCUCCAGCAUGGCGAGGAGGAGCUCCGAGUCCUCGGCCUUGCUGCACCAACAACCCAGCAGAGCAGCAUUGCCCAACGGCACCACGGAGCCCUCAGUGCCCAGCACAGCGCACAGCCCGGCCCCACCACUCAGCAGCCCCCAGCGCUGUGCCCUGCUGCAGGGCAGCCAGCUCUACGCUGUCAUCAAUGCGGUGCCGGUGCGGCGCUGGAAGGAGUUCAUGCGGGUGCUGGAGCUGCGGGACACGGAGAUUGAGCUGGUGGAGAUGGAGGUGGCCCCGUUCCGCGACCGGCAGUACGAGAUGCUGAAGCGCUGGUGCCAGCAGACCAGUGCCACACUUGACCGCAUCUUCGCCGCCCUGGAGCACAUGGACCUGUCGGGCUGCGCUGAGACACUGCGCCAGAGCCUGGCAUUGGGACCCUGAUUUCAUGUCUGCAUUGUGGUGACACAGCCCCAGCGGCUGCCCCACAGCCGUCCUGGCUGCACUGUGCCCCCUCAGCAAAGCGAGCGGAUCCGGCACACAGAGUGCCCUACCCCUAAGUAUUGUUACUUAUGCUGUGUAGACAUUUUAUGUCAGUUAUCUGGACUGCUGGCUCAGGCUGCAGGAGCAGAGCAGAACUCCCCUUCUGGGCCACUCACCCCCCCUAUUUAUGUCCUCCUGCUCCCGGGAUCCCGUGCUGCUCGCAGGACGAGCAGGCACCGAGCCCGCUGCAAACCCAUGGGAUAGUUCUCGAGGCCGCCCAGCUGGUGCACAUGGGUGGGCCUGCCCCUGCCCCAAUAAAGCACUGUGUUCUC